CUGCGCUGACUAAGAACAUCGUGGCCAUGCAUUCGUCGUUCUUUGAAGAUCCACGCUACAUCAUGUUCAUCUACAUGGUGGUCAACGAUGCGCUGCUGCUCACCCUGGUCACAACCCUCUACGUGGUCAGCUACAUCUUCUUCAAGAUUCACGCCUCCAUCUGCUGCCUGCUGGUGAUGACAGCCGUGCUGACUACUCGCUCCACCCCCCUCAUCCUGGCAGGCAUGUCCCUGGAGCGUUACAUCUCCAUCUGCUUCCCACUACACUACGGCCACAUGUGCACCGUGCCUCGAACCAUAGUCCUCAUCAUCUUCAUCCUCGCUCUGACGGCGAUUGUACCCCUGACGGACCUCUUCAUCACCCUGGCCAAAGAGAGCCCCGGAUUCUUCUACAUCUCUAUCUUCUGCGACCAAUCUCUUCUCUUUCGUCACAGCUCUAUUUACACUAAGAACCUGGUGUUCGAUAGUCUGUACUUCUCAUUUGUUGCCCUGACCCUGCUCUAUACCUACUGCAAGAUCAUGCUGGCGGCACGCGCUGCCUCCUCUAACCUGGUCUCUGUGAAGAAGGCCAGGAACACUGUGGCGCUCCAUGGCGUGCAGCUGCUGCUAUGCAUGCUGGCCUUUGUAGUCCCUUCCAUGCAAGCGCAGCUCAUCGCGUUGUUCCCCCUGUACAGCCUAGAGAUCCGUUAUGUCAACUUUCUGCUGGUCUACAUCAUCCCACGCUUCCUCAGUCCUAUGAUUUACGGUUUUCGGGAUGAGAAGUUCAGGAAGUACUGGGCCCGCCACCUGACCUGUCGAGGCGGGACCAGCCGUGUCAGGCCCAGCGUUCUGAUGAAGUUAAAAUGAUCCUGAACGAUCUGUUUUCUGCCAUUUACUAAAAUAAAUAUUUCACCAGGUUUCUGGUGCUGUCUAAUAAGACAAAAAAAGAAUCGACUUUAUCCUGUACAAAACAAUGCUGACUGUUACAGAUUUUUCUAGUGACUACAGGUUGAUGAAAAAGUGCAAAUAAUAUACACAAACAUCUAGGCCUUGUAUUUAAGAUUGCUUUGUUAGCUUACACAUUAAUCUGUAUUACCAAGGUUGCAAAACACCUCACUACAUGGUUGCAGAAAGCUAAUAAAUAUGCAUCAUAGGCCUGCAAAUCUAAGA
This is a messenger RNA of Hypomesus transpacificus, 1148 nucleotides long. Its product is annotated as odorant receptor 131-2-like. The record is from RefSeq and is a predicted model, not a curated record. The coding region runs from base 27 to 845 and encodes 272 amino acids. Gene Ontology annotation, cellular component: membrane. The transcript is spliced from 3 exons. Gene Ontology annotation, biological process: G protein-coupled receptor signaling pathway. Lineage: Eukaryota; Metazoa; Chordata; Actinopteri; Osmeriformes; Osmeridae. Gene Ontology annotation, molecular function: G protein-coupled receptor activity.